Messenger RNA from Eupeodes corollae, 1355 nucleotides. RefSeq names its product phosphomevalonate kinase. Lineage: Eukaryota; Metazoa; Arthropoda; Insecta; Diptera; Syrphidae. Gene Ontology annotation, molecular function: phosphomevalonate kinase activity. The coding region runs from base 442 to 999 and encodes 185 amino acids. The transcript is spliced from 3 exons. Gene Ontology annotation, cellular component: cytoplasm. The record is from RefSeq and is a predicted model, not a curated record. Gene Ontology annotation, biological process: cholesterol biosynthetic process; isopentenyl diphosphate biosynthetic process, mevalonate pathway.
GCAAAGUCAGUAUCCGAGCUAACAUCUUCAACUUUCAGCUCGAUGUAUUGAAAUAAGAACGAUUUUGUUUAAGCAACAAUUACAUAUUUUUCAAAACGUAUUCUUUGUUAUAGAAUCAUUAUGUAUGCAAAUGUUAGGCAUUUAGCCUUUCAAUAGGUAUUUUACUAUUUUAUCACAGAAUAAAAAUAACCUCAAAUCUUUUCCUAAAUUUGUACGCUAUUGACUACAUUCGAACAAUUUGAAUUCUUUCUCACUGCGUCGUCAACCACCACGUCUACGACUACGACCACCCCAGACCUCACUUCAUCCUCACUGCAUUUAUGCCAUACCAGCAGUACCAGCAGCGAGCGAGUGACGUGAGAUCUGGAGAAAGUUCAAACUUGGAUAUCUAUACCUACAGAAGAUUUUUGUUUUUUUUUCCUUCGUCAGUAUUGCUUCGGAAUGGCAAAUGCCAAGUAUAUAAUUUUGUUAAGUGGAAAACGAAAGUGUGGCAAGGACUACCUUGCUGAACAAUUGAAUAAAAGAUUAGGUGAACGUAGUCAAAUCAUAAGAAUCUCGUGUCCAAUCAAAACCGAAUGGGCAAAGAAACUCAAUUUAGAUCUCGAAGAAUUGCUAAGUGAUGGACCGUAUAAAGAGAAAUACCGAAAAGAAAUGAUUGAAUGGAGCGACAAAGUUCGUGCCGAGGAUUAUGGCUUCUUUUGCAAAGCUGCUAUGUCAAAUGCUGACCGUGAAAUUGUUAUUGUUAGCGAUAUCAGGCGUAAGAAUGACAUAAAAUACUUCAGAGAAACAUACGGUGAUAAGGUAUUGACAAUACGUAUAACUUGUCCAGAAAUAAUACGAGCUGAACGUGGAUGGAUCUAUCAAUUGGGUGUAGAUGAUGUGCAAUCCGAAUGCGACCUGGAUGAUUAUGAGCAAUGGGACCUGAUAAUUGAGAAUAAUGGAUCACUUAAAGGGGAUCUUUUGGUGGCCUUGAUAUUUGCAAAGUUCCAAUUUGAUUAAAGAUGUGUGUAUACAUGUAUGUACCUAACUUCCUAUAGACCUACCUGAAAACGAAGUGACUAUAUGAGCAGGCAAAAUAUUUUAGAUAGAAAUAAGACAAAAAUUAUGAAACAAUAGCAAACAAAAAGACAGAAAUAAGAUUGAGACAAAUUACAAUAAAAGCGAAAACGAUACCUCAACAUUUUGAUAGGGUGAACCAUGAACCAAGAAAAAGAUUGUUUUUAUUUUAAUUGUGUUGAAUUUUAGUGGGAGGAGGAAGGAAUUAAUAUUAAAAAGAUUCUGUACACUACAGCUUUUUUAUUCACACGACAUUGAAUAAAAUCAUUUGGAAUUAAUAAAUAGGAAAAGCAAACCAA